UCUCUGUCAACGAAAUAUCAAAAUAUAAAUUUCUCUUGCCUUUAUGACUCGGCAUUUAAAAAAAACUAAAUUAUUAAUUAAAUUCCUUACUAAAAAUUAACAUAAUCAAAUAAAAAAUAUAAACCAUUAAAAAUGCAUCUACAAAAAUGUGCCCGUCUCACAACCUGUGCUAACCUAUUUCGUAACUUUUCCACAACCGGCAGUCAAAAUGCUUCUCCAAAAACUGCCAUCCUAAUGUUAAACAUGGGUGGCCCCCAAACAACCGAUCAGGUUCAUGAUUACCUCCAUCGAAUCAUGACUGACAGAGAUAUGAUCCAAUUGCCAGUGCAAAGUAAAUUGGGUCCAUGGAUUGCCCAACGCAGAACUCCGGAAGUUCAAAAGAAAUACAAAGAAAUCGGUGGCGGAUCACCGAUUUUGAAAUGGACCAAUUUACAGGGUGAUCUGAUGUGCAAGGAGUUGGACAAGAUUUCACCUGAAACAGCUCCACACAAGCAUUAUGUUGGAUUCCGUUAUGUGAAUCCAUUGACUGAGAAUACAUUGGAGCAAAUCGAAAAAGAUGCUCCAGAAAGAGUUGUCCUCUUCUCGCAGUAUCCUCAGUACAGUUGUGCUACUUCUGGUUCUAGUUUUAAUUCAAUUUUCUAUCAUUUUAAGAAUAAAGCAUUUCCAUCAAACAUCAAAUGGAGCAUCAUCGACAGAUGGGGCUCUAAUCCGCUUCUUGUAAAAACAUUCGCCGACAGAAUUCGUGAUGAACUUAAUAAGUUUGUCGAGACUAAACGAAAUGAUGUAGUUAUUCUAUUUACUGCCCAUUCGUUGCCUUUGAAAGCUGUUAAUCGAGGAGAUCCAUAUCCAUCGGAAAUUGGAGCUUCUGUUCAUAUGGUUAUGAAUGAGUUGGGAUCGAAAAAUCCCUAUGCUCUAGCAUGGCAGUCGAAAGUUGGUCCAUUGCCGUGGUUGGCACCGGCUACAGAUGAUGCUAUUAAAGGCUAUGUCAAACAAGGAAGAAAAAAUUUCAUCCUAGUACCAAUUGCUUUUGUUAAUGAACAUAUUGAGACUUUGCAUGAACUUGAUAUUGAGUAUUGUGAUGAACUAGCUAAAGAGGUUGGUGUUGAGGAAAUGCGACGUGCAGCUGCACCCAACGAUCAUCCACUCUUUAUCAACGCUCUCAGCAGCAUUGUAGCAAAUCAUUUAAAAAGUGAUAUGCAAAUUAAUCCAAAAUUCUUAAUGCAAUGUCCACAGUGCGUGAAUCCACGUUGCAAGGAAAGCAAGAAAUGGUACAAACAAAUUUGUUCCUAAUUUUAAGAAUUCAAAAAAUAUAAAAAAACGUUAAAUUCGUAUAAGAACGAAAAAAAAGGUAAAUGUCCGGAUAUUUUGCAAUAAAAAAAAAAAAAACGGUUGUCUUAUUAAAAUUU
This is a messenger RNA of Episyrphus balteatus (marmalade hoverfly), 1406 nucleotides long. RefSeq names its product ferrochelatase, mitochondrial (gene FeCH). The coding region runs from base 133 to 1290 and encodes 385 amino acids. The transcript is spliced from 5 exons. Lineage: Eukaryota; Metazoa; Arthropoda; Insecta; Diptera; Syrphidae. Gene Ontology annotation, biological process: heme biosynthetic process. The record is from RefSeq and is a predicted model, not a curated record. Gene Ontology annotation, molecular function: protoporphyrin ferrochelatase activity.